CGGGAAGACCUCUCUGGUAUGGUUCCAAUGGAAGGGAGAGAAGUAAAAGUGAGACUGCCAUGACCAUGAGGAGGAGCAGUAAAAAAACGCAGUAAAAGAAAAAACAUUGGUCCUUCUCGCAGACGCACGCAGUGGUACAGUUAUGGCGUUUUCUUGCUUUUCCUUUUUCUUUUUAAAAUUUUAUUUCUUUCUCAGAUUAGAUUAGAAGAUUUUUCUUGGAAUUCACUUCUCAAUCGCCGGAGGAGGGCGGAGAUAUUUACUUAACUUCGGCGUAUUUUUAUACUCGUCGGCGAGGGCAUCUUUUUUUGGAGUUUCGGCGGCGGCGGGUCAGCCGAAACGCCAACACGGAGUCUCAUUUCAGUCAAAAUUGGUCAGAUAUGAUUGGCGGCCUCGCUUUGUAAGCGGUGGAAAAGCUGGCGGCGGCUGUUCUUUAGAUCUGUGACGAUUUGAAGGCGAAGAGUUUGAAGGUGGAUGGUUUUCUGGUAGUCCAAUUGCUGGAGGAAAGCUAGGGUUUCGCUUUCUGUGCUUUUUUUUGGUCAAUUGGAAGGUGGUGGAAGGACCCGGCGGCCCUGAGCUCCUGUUAUCAGUUUCUGUGAUGAUGACCAGAGUUUUGAGAGUAAAAUGUGGACCUUGCUAGCUCCUCUUUUCAAUGCAAAGAUUGCAUCUUUAAUUUAAGGGUAAUCAAGAUUUGAUGUCAUACAGCCCAAAGAUGCAAGUAAAAGCUUCUAAUUCGGACGUGCUUAGGGUCAGUGUUUCUAGUGCCCCAAGCACCUCCAGCCACGGUUCGGCUCCAGAUGAUUAUUAUGAUGCUUUAAGCGAUGUGUACAUUUGGGGUGAGGUAAUAUGUGAUAACACUGUCAAAGUUGGACCUGAAAAGAAUUCUACCACUCUGAACACCAGAACCGAUGUUCUUCUACCAAGGCCUUUAGAGUCUCAUGUUGUACUUGACGUAAGUCACAUAGCCUGUGGGGUAAGGCAUGCUGCCCUUGUGACUAGACAUGGAGAAGUGUUCACAUGGGGUGAAGAAUCUGGUGGGCGGCUUGGUCACGGCGUCGGUAAAGAUGCCAUCCGGCCCCACCUUGUUGAAUCUUUAUCUUUUCAAGGCAUUGAAUUGGUUGCUUGUGGUGAAUUCCACACAUGUGCUGUUACCGCGGAUGGGGAACUCUACACAUGGGGAGAUGGCACACACAAUGCCGGCCUUCUUGGUCAUGGCUCUGAUGUUAGUCACUGGAUACCUAAGAGAAUUUUGGGUCCUCUUGAGGGGGUUAAAGUUUCAAUGGUAGCUUGUGGGCCAUGGCAUUCUGCCUUAAUCACGUCAACUGGACGGCUCUUCACCUUUGGUGAUGGAACAUUUGGUGUGUUAGGACACAGAGAUAGAGAAUCCGUUCUGUUCCCAAGAGAGGUAUCUUCUCUCUCUGGAUUACGAACAAUUUCUGUUGCAUGUGGUGUUUGGCAUACUGCUGCUGUUGUGGAGGUCAUUGUCAGUACUCAACCCAGUGCUAGCUUUUCAUCUGGAAAGUUGUUUACUUGGGGUGAUGGUGAUAAACACCGGCUUGGACACGGUGACAAAGAUCCCCGUUUGGAACCUACUUGCGUUCCUGCUCUUAUUGAUCACAAUUUUCACAAAAUUGCUUGUGGACAUUGUCUAACUGUUGGUUUAACCACUUCUGGCCGUGUUUUUACCAUGGGAAGUACAGUGUAUGGUCAACUUGGAAAUCCUAAGUCGGAUGGAAAGUUACCAUGCUUAGUUGAGGACAAACUAGGUGAUGAGGAAUGCAUUGUUGAUGAUAUUGCAUGUGGUUCAUACCAUGUCGCAGUUUUAACAUCAAGAAGCGAAGUUUUUACAUGGGGUAAAGGAGCCAAUGGAAGGUUAGGCCAUGGAGACAUAGAGGACCGAAAGACGCCAACUUUGGUUGAGGUUUUAAAGGAUAGGGUUGUGAAGUAUGUUGCUUGUGGUUCAAGUUACACCGCGGUUAUAUGUCUUCACAAGUGGAUCUCUGUAGCCGAACAAUCCCAAUGCUCUUCUUGUAGGCAGGCUUUUGGGUUUACAAGGAAGAGACACAACUGCUACAACUGUGGACUAUUGUUUUGUCACGCAUGCAGUUCAAGAAAAGCACUAAGGGCUGGUUUGGCCCCCAAUCCGAAAAAACCGUACCGGGUGUGCGAUUCAUGCUAUACCAAACUGAGUAUGGUGGUUAGUAUGAGGAGAAGCGUGGGACCACGCCUCUCGGGUGGUGAGAACAAAGACAAACUGGAUAAGGAUGAGCUACGUUUAGCCAAAUCAGGGAUGCCUUCAAAUCUUGAGCUGAUCAAGCAGUUGGAUUACAAGGCAGCCAAACAAGGAAAGAAAACCGAUAUGUUCUCCUUGGGUCCCACGUUUCCAAAACCGGCUUUGACAACAUUAACUGGCGGUUCUAGAAGUGUGUCGCCAUUCUCACGGAGAUCCAGCCCCCCACGUUCAGCAACACCAUUACCUACAGUUUCAGGACUUUCGUUCUCCAAAAACAUUGUUGAUAGUUUGAAGAGGAACAAUGAAGUACUUAAUCAAGAAAUUCACAAGUUGCGUGCACAGGUUGAGAAUCUCAGGCACCGAUGUGAAGUUCAAGAAAUGGAUCUUCAAAAAUCGGCUAAAAAAGCCCAGGAAGCAUUGCUUCUUGCUGCAGAGGAAUCUGCUAAAUGUAAAGCUGCAAAAGAAGUCAUAAUGUCUCUCACUGCCCAGCUCAAAGACAUGGCUGAGAGAAUGCCACCCGGGACCUACGAUGCCGAGACUUUCAAGCUAGCUUACCCACCUAAUGGACUCGAACCAAACGGUCUUCACCACAGUGGUGAUACAAACGUGGAUCCAAAUGGGGUUGUGACCUCCAACAAGUCGGAGGAUCGCUCCAGUCCUAGAUUUCUCAAAGGAAGUGGGGCCCCCACAUUCAGAGAGCACGAACCUCUCACUGGAAACCGGGAGCCCGUCCCAUCACAGGAGAACACUGCAGGCUCAAAAUCAAGAGUGGGGUCCAUUCCUCUUGGAAAUGAUAGCCAAAUUGAGGCCGAGUGGAUUGAACAAUAUGAGCCCGGUGUUUAUAUAACACUGGUAGCCCUUCGAGAUGGCACUAGAGAUCUCAAACGUGUGCGCUUCAGUCGAAGAAGAUUCGGAGAGCAGCAGGCAGAGAGUUGGUGGUCGGAGAACCGUGACAAUGUGUACGAGAGAUAUAACAUCAGGGGAUCAUCAUCGGCAGCCAUGUCUGACAAAGCGAGUUGCAGGUCAGAAGGACCUCUCUCCCCUUCUUCCCAAAGAUAGGUAGGAGCGACUACGUUGUUAUUUAUUACGUAUAGCCUUUCUUCUUCUUUUUUCGUGUACAUAAAUAUUCUGUUUAGACAAUUAGUGUUUGUUUUAUGCACUAAACCAACCAGUGUGUGACAUGGAGCAUUGUUAUAUCCUUAUAUUUGGUUCCCU
This is a messenger RNA of Cuscuta campestris, 3445 nucleotides long. The record is from the annotation of a GenBank genome assembly. Lineage: Eukaryota; Viridiplantae; Streptophyta; Magnoliopsida; Solanales; Convolvulaceae.